Messenger RNA from Aspergillus saccharolyticus JOP 1030-1, 3002 nucleotides. RefSeq names its product MIF4G-domain-containing protein. Gene Ontology annotation, cellular component: catalytic step 2 spliceosome. The transcript has a single exon. The coding region runs from base 121 to 2802 and encodes 893 amino acids. Gene Ontology annotation, biological process: mRNA splicing, via spliceosome. Gene Ontology annotation, molecular function: protein binding; RNA binding. The record is from RefSeq and is a predicted model, not a curated record. Lineage: Eukaryota; Fungi; Ascomycota; Eurotiomycetes; Eurotiales; Aspergillaceae.
UUCCCUUCUUUCGCCGCCGCCGCCCGUUAACGAGAGCUCCGACAAACGUCGUGCUAUUUCGCGGGUCUCACCCAACGGUUUUUUGUCAGGUCAAUCCUGUAACUCGACCGCGAAGGAAGAAUGACGGAUCCCGUUGUGUUACAGUCUGCGGUGCGAGUACCGACUCCGCCUCCAGGCACCUCGUACUCUCCGCAAGCUUCAGCAUCUCGGAAACGCUCUCCUCCCUCGCGAUCUCCUUCGCCAAACCGUCGCCCUUCGCCACCAGGUGAUUCGCACGACGGCAGCCUCGAGGCGCCGCGUAUUGAUCCGAAGCGCGCCAUCGAACGAGAACGCCAACUAGCGGAGCGCGUCCGACAGCAUGAAAAACAAGAAGCGGCCGCCAGAAAGCCGAUGACGGAAGAGGAGAAACAGGCGGCCGCCAAAGCCGAAUAUGAGAAGUUACUGAACAUGCGGUCUGGCGGUACCUACAUUCCUCCUGCUCGACUUCGUGCCCUGCAGGCGCAGAUCACCGACAAGACCAGUAAGGAAUAUCAGCGGAUGGCGUGGGAGGCGCUGAAGAAGUCAAUCAACGGUCUUAUCAACAAGGUCAACGUUUCCAACAUCAAGCACAUCGUUCCGGAGCUAUUCGGCGAGAACUUGGUUCGUGGCCGCGGUCUGUUCUGCAGGAGCAUCAUGAAGGCUCAGGCAGCCAGUUUGCCCUUUACGCCCAUCUACGCUGCUAUGGCAGCUAUCGUCAACACCAAGCUGCCGCAGGUAGGAGAGCUCCUGCUCAAUCGGCUGAUCGUACAAUUUCGAAAGGCCUUCAAACGGAACGACAAAGCCGUCUGCAUAUCUUCCACCACCUUCAUCGCCCAUCUGUGCAACCAGCAAGUUGCCCACGAGAUGCUCGCUGCCCAGAUCCUCCUUCUCUUACUCCACAAGCCCACGGAUGACAGUGUUGAGAUUGCAGUCGGACUCACACGGGAAGUUGGUCAGCACUUGGAGGAGAUGAGCGGGCCCAUUGCUUUGGCGGUGUUCGAUCAAUUUCGCAACAUCCUUCACGAGGCGGAUAUCGAUAAGCGUGUCCAGUAUAUGAUUGAGGUGUUGUUCCAGGUUCGCAAGGAUAGAUACAAAGAAAAUCCAGCGAUUAAGGAAGAAUUAGAUCUCAUUGAGGAGGAAGAUCAAAUCACCCACCAGGUCGGUCUCGACGACGAGAUCGAUACGCAGGAUGGACUGAACAUAUUCAAGUACGAUGCCCAGUGGGAGGAGCACGAAGAAGCCUACAAGAAGCUGAAAGCGGACAUUCUGGGAGAGGGCAGCGACGACGAGGACGAUGACGAGGACGAAUCCGAGGAAAGCUCGGAUGAGGAGUCAGAAGAAGAGCGGAAGAUGGACAUCAAAGAUCAAACCAAUGCAGACCUUGUCAACCUCCGAAGAACGAUCUAUCUGACGAUCAUGUCCAGCAUAGAUUUCGAGGAGUGUUGCCACAAGCUCAUGAAGAUCAAUCUACCAACGGGCCUAGAGUCCGAAUUGCCGUCGAUGGUUAUCGAGUGCUGCUCCCAGGAACGCACUUAUUCCAAAUUCUACGGCUUUAUUGGUGAGAGAUUCGCCAAGAUCAACCGUUUCUGGUCCGACCUCUUUGAAACCUCGUUUGCUAAAUACUACGACACGAUCCAUCGUUACGAGACCAACCGACUGCGCAACAUCGCCCGCUUCUUCGGCCAUAUGAUCAGUACUGAUGCGAUUGGGUGGCAUGUGUUGUCUAUCAUUCACAUGAAUGAAGAGGAAACGACGUCCAGCAGCCGUAUCUUUGUCAAGAUCUUGUUUCAGGAUUUGGCAGAGCAUAUGGGGUUGCCUAAGCUGCAAGAGCGUAUGAGAGACGAGAUUCUGCGUCCCAGCUUUGAGGGUCUCUUCCCAAUGGACAAUCCACGCAACACUCGAUUCUCGAUCAACUACUUUACCAGUAUCGGUAUGGGUAUUUUGACGGAAGACAUGCGCGAGCACUUGAAGAACCUCCCCAAGCCCACAGUGCCCGCUCUGCCUCAACGCGACGGAGGCGACGAAUCAGACGCAGACUCUGUCUCAUCGCAUCCCACCAGCUGCUCGACUUGCACUCCUCGCUCUCGCUCGCGCUCCCGCUCUUACUCCUACUCCCGUUCCCCUUCGCCGGGCCGCGGACGCAGACGCUCUGUGAGUCGAGGCCGCUCCUACAGCCGGUCUGUGUCGGGCUCGUCCCGCAGAAGCUACAGCUACACGCCGUCGCGGUCUCGAUCGCCAGUGUCCAAGAACCGCGAGCGUUCAGUUUCAUAUAGUCGAUCCCGAUCCCGAUCUCUGGCCCCCCGGAAGCGCUCGUCCGUGUCGCGGACAACCCCUCCCCGCCGGGCACGCGAUCGCUCCUACGAUUCCCGCUCUCCUAGCCGAAGCGUGAGCCCCUAUCCGACCCGACGACCACGCUCUUUCUCCCGCUCGGUCACGCCACCUCGUAAACAGGGCGGUGCCGCUCCGCCUCGUCGAGACCGCAACUACACCAGAUCACCCUCGCGGUCCGUAACCCCGCCACCUACCCGCCACGGAGGCCGCCGGUACUCCGACUCGCGAUCGCCUUCUCCUCCCCGCAGGCGGGUUGCCAGGAGCGUAUCGCGGUCUCGCUCACGAACCCGGUCUGUGUCGCCUGUUCGUCGUGGUUGCGAUGCUAGCGGGUCCCGAUCGCCAGCACCACCGCGGACAGAAGGACGCAAACGGUAUUCGGACUCGAGAUCACCAUCUCCCGUGCGCCCCCGCGCAUCGCCUUCACGGACCCCGCCGCGCCGAGGCCGUGACUAGUGUAUCAAACAGUGAAAGCGGGUAGAGAGGGAAGUGAAUGCAAUCUAUUGUCAUGCUUGUGGGUUAGCUCGGGGCCGCAUGGGAAAGGACAUACCGUAAUUCGGGGUUUCUUUGAAAUGUAAUCUAGUUUGGAAGCGCUUGAAAAGACAAAUUUCCUGAAUUUGCUAUUCGAUCUAUGGUCAAGAACCCACUAAUAAAUG